AUGGAGGCGCAGCGGGACCGCGACGCGCUCGGCGGCGGGACGGGGGCUGACGCGCCCGAGAGCCCCCAGGAGCCGCCGCCGUCCCCGCCGUCCCCGCCGUCCCCGCCGUCCCCGCCGUCGCCAGCCACCCCCGAGAGCCCGCAGCUCCCGAAGCCCGAGCCGCCCGCGGAGGCCCACGCGCGGCAGCUGCUGCUGGACGAGUGGAGGCCCCUGGGCGGGCGCCUGCAGCUGCCCCCGCGCCUCACCUGGAAGCUGCUGCUCGUGCGGCGGCCGCUCUACCGCAACCUGCUGCGCUCGCCCAACCCCGAAGGGAUCAACAUUUACCAGCCAGCACCCCCUACCGGCCCCACCCGGCAGCCCCUGGAGGCUCUAGGCAAUUUCCGGGGAUGGCACAUUAGAACAGAGACGCUCCAGCAGGACCUCAGCUGGACGGUGAAGCAGCAGUGCGUGAACCUCCUGGCCGAGGGCCUGUGGGAGGAGCUGCUGGACGAUGAGCAGCCGGACAUCACCGUCAUGGACUGGUACGAGGACAGCCGACUUGACCAGUGCGUCUACGAGCUGCACGUGUGGCUGCUGGCCGCGGACCGUCGCACGGUCAUCGCGCAGCACCACGUGGCCCCCCGGAGCUCUGGGCGUGGCCCCGCUGGCCACUGGAUACAGGUGUCCCACGUGUUCCGCCAGUACGGCCCCGGGGUGCGCUUCGUCCACUUCCUGCACAAGACCAAGAACCGCAUGGAGCCCGGUGGGCUUCGCCGGACAAGGGUGACCGACUCCUCCGUGUCUGUGCAGCUCAGGGAGUGACAGGCUGACCCUGGGCCUCCCAGAGCCUCCCCUGACCUCGGAGCACCCCCUGACCUUUGACCGCGACCUGGGCUUCUCCCCUGAAACCUUCACACAUCCCUGAAUGUCUGAC
This is a messenger RNA of Marmota flaviventris (yellow-bellied marmot), 913 nucleotides long. It is a transcript of the gene Nccrp1, whose product is annotated as NCCRP1, F-box associated domain containing. Gene Ontology annotation, cellular component: SCF ubiquitin ligase complex; cytoplasm. Gene Ontology annotation, biological process: ERAD pathway; glycoprotein catabolic process; SCF-dependent proteasomal ubiquitin-dependent protein catabolic process. Gene Ontology annotation, molecular function: ubiquitin protein ligase activity. The record is from RefSeq and is a predicted model, not a curated record. Lineage: Eukaryota; Metazoa; Chordata; Mammalia; Rodentia; Sciuridae.